AGACGAAUAUUUCGUUUGUUAUUGCGAUUCAGUGCAUGUGGUUUGAUUCGGUGAUUCGCCUCACCUUCAAAAGUCCACGUGAAUUAGAUUAAAGUUUAAUAUUAAAAUUUAAAAGAACACUUACGUCUCCUGGAAGUUGAACAUUGUAAAAUGGCUUUACCCAAUCCAUUUGCUUGUGGAGCAGUUUCCAAUCCAAGCUUUACUCACCUUUCUUCACCAAAGAAUCAAUCAUUAAAUCCUGGGCCUGGAUUACCACAAGCACCUCAACCUCAAUAUAGCAGUGUCAGCGUGACAAGAACGCAACUUAACGAUACGAAACACAACAAUUUUGGUUUCCAAAAGAACGGUUUUCAAAGCUCACAAUAUCAAUCAUUCUCGUGUGAUCGAUGUGACCGCUCAUUUAGAUCUCAAGAACUUUUGGAUUCUCAUAUAACUGAACACAUUGCUUGUGGAAUAAAUGGCUGUCCAUUUGUAGCCCAUCCUAAAAUUGUGGAGAAGCACAUUCAAAUGCAGCAUGAAACAGGCCUUGCUGAUCAAAUUAUGAGACUCAACACGCCAGAAGAGAUACAAAAGUGGAGGGAGGAAAGAAAGAAUCGAUUUCCCUCAACUGCUAAUGUUGCUCGUCGACAGGCUGAACAGAAAGAAAAGUUAGAAAGAGGAGAAGUCCUUUAUGAACCUAAAAAAAGAUUUGCAAAGGGUAGAAAUGAAAGAGGGCAAGGUGAGAAAGGAAAGGGAUGGGAUGCAAGAAGAAAUCAAAACAAGAAAAACAAGAGACAAGAAACAGAUGAAACUAGAUGUGAUAUGCAAACUCAGCAAGUUAAAUCAGAAUUUUCACAAAAGCUUCUUCUAGCAAAUGAAACAAAGUCAUUCAACACCACAAAAACUCAAGAAGCAACAAUGGUACAAGUACAAAAGGAACUUAGUGAUGGCGAAUUAGAUUCGGAUAACGAAGUAGAAAAUGCUAAAGCCGCGGCAAUUCCUGGUAGCAAUGCCCUAGCUAAUUUGAUGAGCUAUGCUUCCGAUUCUGAAGAAGAAGAAGCAGAUGCUAAGAAACCAAAAUUGGUUUCAGAAGAAAGUGAAAAGAAUGUAAAAAAUGUUGAAAAAGAAAAGGCAGAACAUUUAACUAAACCAUCUAAACAAGCCAAACGUCGAAAGAAGGCGAAAGCACAAAAAAAUAUACCAGCUAUUCCAGCGAUUAAAGAACUCAUUCGUCCUAAAAGACUGACACUUUUGCAAAAGCUAUUGCAAGGGGAAAUUUUACAUGAACGUAACGUUAUCCUCCAAUGCGUGCAUUACAUUGUCCAACAGAAUUUCUUUGGCUUUGAUGAAGGAAAUAUGCCAGGUACAAUAACAGUUGCGGCGGAAGUUAAAGACACACCUUCCUCUCAAACAAAUAAUCCGUUAGUUAAAAUUGAGUUGUAAGUUUGUAGGUUAUUCUCGCCGCCUUGAAUAUAUCGAAAGCUGAA
Molecule: messenger RNA, 1466 nt
Organism: Daphnia pulicaria
Lineage: Eukaryota; Metazoa; Arthropoda; Branchiopoda; Diplostraca; Daphniidae
Gene: Nufip
Product: nuclear fragile X mental retardation-interacting protein 1-like
Exons: 6
Coding region: 151-1422 (423 amino acids)
Biological process (GO): box C/D snoRNP assembly
Cellular component (GO): nucleus
Molecular function (GO): RNA binding
Source: RefSeq, a predicted model, not a curated record